CCCUCAUCCUAACUACCUCUUUCUUUGCUGGCUUCAUUGUUGCUGUAUUUUUUGCUAUUCACCACUUGAGAGCUAUUUCAUUUGCUGCCAUUCAUUUGGGUCCUGACACCAUCCUGUUUAUUAACAUUCAGAAGUGUGCAGUGAAAAGCAAAAUUAGGAGGCACCCAUGAUGUCUUUACCUUUCUACCAAAGACACCAUGAGCACUAUGACCGUGCGUACCGCCAUAAAGCACUGACAUCCACUGUAAGCCAGUACCAAAAGGAAACAAAGAGUAAAGCUGCUGUCUAUGCUCAAGGAUCCACAGCUUAUGCCAGGGGCUCUUCAGCCUAUCGCCAUGCCUCUGCAGCAGGCUUCAGCCUCGACUCCUCAGCAGCAUACAGUCAUGGCUCCUCAGCCUACGACCUGGAGUCAGCAGCCUACAGCUACGGAUCCACAGCCUAUGAUCACUCUGCUGCACAAAGCAAAAGAUCUGCUGCCUACAGUCUCGACUCUGAAUCCCUCAGCAGGAGCUCAGCUGCCUACAGCCAUGCAUCUGAAUCCAUCAACAAGCUGGCUGCAGCCUACAGACUGGGAUCUGAAGCCUACAGUUUAGGACUGAAAAACUCCAAUUUGAUGAUUGAAGAUCAAUCCUAUAAGAUGAGUCCCAAAGCAAAGAGAGCAAAACAGAAUUUGAUAUCUGAGGACAAAGAGAACGAAGCCAUGGACUACUCAGUGCCCAUAUUCACAGGACGAGAAGUGAAUAUCAGUGGUGUCACAGACACCGAAGAAGAGAGAAUUAAAGAAAGUGCUGCAUAUGUUGCCAAGAGGAACCUUUUUGCCACAGGUGAAGGAGUUAGUGUCAGCAAGGUGGCCAAGUCAACUUCUGAAGAGGAGCAUCAUGAAAAAAAAUCAAGGAAAGUAGCGAUCCGGGAGUCUGCUGAACGUGUGGCCAUGAAAAAAACGCUAGAAGAGACUCAGGCAUUCCAUAAAAAGUUGAAUCAAGAUAAACUCUUACAUGCUCCCGAGUUUAUCAUUGAGCCUCGUUCCCACACUAUCUGGGAAAAGGAAAAUGUUGUAUUUCGUUGUUCUGUGGCUGGCUGGCCGGCACCUCGUGUUACAUGGUACAAAAACAACGUGCCCAUUGAUGUACAGGCUCACCCUGGCAAGUAUAUCAUUGAAAGCCGAUAUGGACUGCACUCACUGGAGAUUACCACAUGUGAAUUUGACGACACUGCCCAGUAUAGGGCCUCUGCUAUGAAUGUUAAAGGAGAAGUUUCAGUUUAUGCUUCCCUCGUGGUAAAGAGGUACAAAGGAGAAAUUGAUGCAAGUCUUUUGCAUGCUGGAAAUCUUUCCAUGUCUCCAUUUGCCAUUACCCCUUAUGGCUAUGCUUCUAGGUUUGAAAUCAGCUUUGUCGACAAGUUUGAUGUAGCCUUUGGGAGAGAAGGAGAGACAAUGAGUCUGGGCUGCACAGUUGUCAUCAAUCCUGAUAUCAAGCGCUUCAAACCAGACAUUGAAUGGUACAGAAAUGGUGUUCUUAUUACACCAUCCAAAUGGGUCCAGAUGCAGUGGAGCGGGGAGCGAGCUUCAUUAACACUGACUCACGCAAACAAGGAAGAUGAAGGUCUUUAUACUCUACGAGUGGCAAUGGGAGAGUACUAUGAAGAGUACAGUGGUUAUGUCUUUGUUCGAGAUGCUGAUGCUGAAAUCCCUGGAGCCCCUGGUGCACCACUGGAUGUGCAGUGCUUAGAUGCCAACAAAGAUUAUGUCAUUGUCUCCUGGAAGCAACCCGCUGUCGAUGGAGGAAACCCCAUCCUUGGAUAUUUCAUUGACAGGUGCGAGGUCGGCACUGCCCACUGGACCCAGUGCAAUGAGAAUCCUGUGAAGUUUGCUCGUUUUCCUGUUACUGGUCUGAUUGAAGGCCGUUCCUACAUUUUCCGAGUCCGAGCAGUGAACAAAGCUGGCGUCAGCCUACCGUCCCGGGUGUCAGAGCCCGUGGCUGCUCUGGAUCCUGCAGACAGAGCCAGGCUUAGAAGUCACCCUUCUGCUCCUUGGACUGGACAGAUUAUUGUGACUGAGGAAGAACCUGCAGAGGGUGUUGUUCCAGGUCCCCCUACGGACCUCCAAGUUAUUGAAGCCACCAAGAACUAUGUUGUGCUUAGCUGGAAACCUCCUGGACAGAGGGGCCAUGAGGGUAUAAUGUACUUUGUGGAAAAGUGUGUUGCCGGCACAGAGGACUGGCAAAGGGUGAACACUGAGAUCCCUGUGAAGUCUCCUCGCUUUGCAGUUUUUGAUUUGUCUGAAGGCAAAUCCUACUGCUUCCGAGUUCGCUGUUGCAAUUCAGCUGGAAUUGGUGAACCCUCAGAAGCAACUGAAGCCACUGUAGUGGAUGACAAACUCGAUAUUCCCAAAGCUCCUGGCCGUAUUAUGCCAACUAGGAAUACAGACACCUCAGUUGUUGUCACCUGGACAGAGCCCCCAGAUGCCAAGGAGCUAGUUGGGUACUACAUUGAGUCAAGUGUAGAGGGAUCUGGUCGUUGGGAACCAUGUAACAACAAUCCAGUGAAAGGCACAAGAUUCAUUUGCCAUGGGCUCAGCAAUGGCGAGAAGUACAUUUUCAGAGUCAGAGCUGUUAAUGCAGCAGGGCUCAGUGUAUUUUCACAGGAUUCAGAGCCUAUAGAGGUGAAAGCAGCCAUUGGGGGAGGAUUGCUUCAUGGUGUGUGUCCUGAACAGAGUGGUAAAGCUGGUGGACUAACAGACCACAGUACCAGCUGGGAAGGCAUGCAUGAGACCUCCCAGCCUAUCUUUGACACAGAUGCUUUGCUAAAAUGCAAUGCUAAAUUUAAUAGAGACACACUACCCAGUAGCUGUGACAAACUGGGGAGUACAGGAGACUGUAACAUGAGAGAAAUGGUUAAGGAUGCACCUGCACCACAAAAAGUUGCUGCUAAGCAGGCAAGUAAGUCUCGACCCGGGGAUCUUUUGACAGUGGAAAAAGUCAGAAAGAAGAAAGAUACAGCUGCUCCAUCUCAGCCUUAUGACAUCAUGGUACUUGAGAGUGUUCGUGACUCAAUGGUAUUGGGAUGGAAACAACCUAAAGUCACUGGUGGAACUGAAAUUACUGGCUACUAUGUGAACUAUCGUGAAGUGGUUGAUGGAGUUCCUGGGAAGUGGAAGGAGGCAAACAUUAAGGCUGUUACUGAGAGAGCAUACAGGAUAGAAAACCUGAAGGAAAACAUGGUGUACCAGUUCCAGGUGGCUGCUUCUAACCUGGCUGGGGUUGGAACACCCUCCCAACCCAGCAAGCCCUUCAAAUGUGAAGAGUGGACCAUUGCUGUACCCGGGCCACCCCAUGAUGUCAAAUGCACAGAAGUUAGGAAGGACUCUCUGGUUUUACUGUGGAAGGAACCGGUUUAUACUGGCCGUAGUCCCAUAGUUGGUUAUUAUGUUGAUAUGAAGGAAACUGAAGCAAAGGAGGAAUGCUGGAGAAGUGUCAAUAAGAAGCCACUUCAAAAGAAAUACUUGAAGAUUGAUGGCCUAACACAAGGUGCGAGUUACGUGUUUCGUGUGCGGGCAACAAACCAGGCUGGUGUUGGGAAACCAUCAGAUGUCACGGAUGCUGUUUUAGCUGAAACACGACCAGGAACCAAGGAAAUUGUGGUUGAUGUAGAUGACAAUGGAGUCAUUUCCUUGAACUUCGAAUGUGAUCAGAUGUCUCCAGACUCUAAGUUUGUUUGGUCCAAGAAUUACGAACCAAUUGAGGAUGACUCUCGACUGAACAUCGAUACCAAAGGCGGAAAGUCAAAAGCUUCCUUUAAGGAUCUUGGAGAAGAUGAUUUGGGAAUUUACUCUUGUAUUGUUACAGACACUGAUGGAGUUUCAUCAAGUUACACAAUUGAUGAGGAAGAAAUGAAACGCCUGCUUGCUCUGAGCCACGAACGCCAAUUCCCAACUGUCCCACUUACCUCUGAGUUGGCAGUGGAAAUUUUGGAAAAAGGAGAAGUGAGAUUCUGGUUGCAAGCUGAAAAACUGUCUGGCAAUGCAAAGGCCAACUUUGUGUUUAAUGAUAAGGAGAUUUUCAAUGGAGAGAAAUACAAAAUGAAGGUGGACCAGAAGACUGGCCUUAUUGAAAUGAUUAUGGAUAAACUUGAGGACAAGGAUGAAGGCACCUACACUUUCCAACUGCAGGAUGGAAAAGCAACCAAUCAAUCUAGCCUUGUCCUCAUUGGUGAUGUAUUCAAGAAGCUACGGGAUGAAGCAGAUUUCCAGAGAAAAGACUGGCAGAGGAAACAAGGUCCUCAUUUCGUGGAUAAACUGGGAUGGGAAGUUACCGAUGAGUGUAACGUGAUGCUGAAAUGUAAGGUGGCUAAUAUUAAGAAGGAAACACACAUUGUAUGGUACAAAGAUGACAGGGAGAUAAUGGUAGAUGAAGAACAUGACUUUAAGGAUGGAGUGUGUACUCUGCUGAUAUCAGAGUUUUCUAAGAAAGAUGCUGGCACUUAUGAAGUCAUACUGAAGGAUGACAGAGGAAAGGACUCCAGUGAGCUGAAGCUUAAGGACACAGCUUUUGCAGAUCUGAUGAAUGAAGUAUGCCGAAGGAUUGCUUUAUCUGCAACAGACCUGAAAAUCCAGAGCACAGCUGAGGGUAUCAGACUCUACUCCUACGUUACUUAUUAUGUGGAAGAUUUGAGAGUAGGCUGGGUGCACAAUGAUACCCAGAUUAAGUUCACAGACCGAGUGAAGACUGGUGUCACUGGGGAGCAGAUCUGGUUGCAGAUCAAUGAGCCAACUCCACAGGACAAAGGCAAAUACAUAAUGGAACUCUUUGAUGGCAACACAGCACACAAAAAGACAAUAGAUCUUUCUGGACAAGCAUUUGAUGAAGCCUUUGCUGAGUUCCAGAGAUUAAAGCAAGCUGCGAUUGCAGAGAAAAAUCGUGCCCGAGUACUUGGAGGUUUGCCCGAUGUUGUCACCAUCCAGGAGGGCAAGGCACUUAAUCUCUCUUGCACUGUCUGGGGAGAUCCCACUCCAGAGGUCUCAUGGCUGAAGAACGAAAAAUCAUUUGUAUCAGAUGAUAACUGCAUUCUGAGGUUUGAAUCGGGAAAAAAUGUCAGCUUUUCCAUUUCUACUGUGUCCACACACGACUCUGGGAAAUACAGCAUUGUGGUGAAGAACAAGUAUGGUACAGAGACCAGCGAUGUCACCGUGAUUGUGAUGCCUGUAUCAGGGCAGACUGACACAGUCCAAGGACACAAUCAAAAUAAUAAAAAUGUAUCUAAAAAGAAAAAAACAAUGACAAGCAAGCGGAAGGAAGGGGAAAAGAAAGAUUGUAUUAAGCCUCAUGUUGAAGAAAUUAUUGAUACAGAAGAGACACCUGAUCCAAAUUACAUCCCUCCUGUGGAAACAGAAAAGGAUACAAAAAGCAACAAGGGAGCACCAAAGAAGACUGAUGGAAAAGCAGGAGUAGCAGAAAUGGUUCCUCAGCCCAGAGAAAGCUUGGAUAGGCAGGGAAAGAAACCAGUGGAAAAAGCAGCCUUGGGUAAACCCCACUGAACUCGAAUGAAGAAC
Molecule: messenger RNA, 5545 nt
Organism: Neopelma chrysocephalum (saffron-crested tyrant-manakin)
Lineage: Eukaryota; Metazoa; Chordata; Aves; Passeriformes; Pipridae
Gene: MYOM1
Product: myomesin 1
Exons: 40
Coding region: 167-5530 (1787 amino acids)
Molecular function (GO): protein binding
Source: RefSeq, a predicted model, not a curated record